CUAUGCGCGUUCACAUCCCGACUUGAUCCGUUUGGAGAGAUGAGUUGUAAUGGAUGUUGAUAACGCCGUUUGAAAGUACAGCGUGGGGACCGCGGCGAAACGAUGAGGCAGUCGGUAACAUCGCGGUUACCGGCGUAACGAGGCGGCUCGGCUCGCUUUAUGCGGUGAAUAUUUACCGGCGAGGGUUCCAGCUGGCUGGCCGGUGUUCCUCCCAGCGGCGGGAGCGGAGCAGUUGUUCAGCUUGGAGCCGCUGAACAAAGAGCUUUUCUUCCCCGGACCAUUGUUACCGUGCAGGGCGCCCGAAACUGAUUCCGAACUGGUUUCGGACGGUUAAAGUUUGGGGCGGCCUGUGCUCCAGUCAUGACCUCUGGGAAUGGGAGCACUGACAGCAGCCAGCACAAUGGAGACAGCAAAACAGCUCAGCAGGCCAUAGACAAGUCCCACAUCCUGACGCACCUGAUCGAAGGCUUCGUUAUCCAGGAAGGUGCCGAGCCUUUCCCUGUGGAGCGUCCAUCUUUUUCUAUAGAGAGCCUCCGGAGACGGGCAGCAGAUUCAAAGAUGGAUGGCCUAUCUUCCAAGGAGCUAAAGGCCCAGCAGGAGCCCAUGUUGACCUGUGAACUUUGCGGUAAGGUGGACUUUGCCUACAUCUUCAAAAGAUCCAAGAGGUUCUGCUCCACAGUGUGUGCUAAACGCUACAAUGUGGGAUGCACAAAGAGAAUGGGUCUCUUCCCGAACCGCAGAACCAGCCUAGAGAACCUGAAGAGACGAACGUUGAAUGGGAAUUACAAAAACAGCAGCUUGGACUCUAAAAAGAAGAUUGCGCCCUCUGCUGGUCACGCUGUUCACCCUGCUCACGGAGAGUCCAGUCAGUGUUCAGACCUGUCCGGCUAUAAAAGAGUCCCGUCACCCCCCCUGUCUACGGCCCCUCGGGUUCCUGCGGUGCAGACCCCCGACCUCCCGCCGCACCCCCACAGCGAUCCGGGUCAGUGGAACAUCCAGGAUGUCUAUGGGUUCAUAUCCUCCCUGCCAGGCUGUCUGGAGAUUGCAGAGGAGUUCCGCUCUCAGGAGAUUGACGGGCAGGCUCUGCUUCUGCUGAAGGAGGACCACCUCAUGGGAACCAUGAACAUCAAACUGGGCCCAGCUCUGAAAAUCUUUGCUCAGAUUAGCAUGCUCAAAGACUCGUAGCUCGUCUCUGUUACUGACCGGACACAGCAGGCCUGCUCAGGAUCUUCAGAUAUCCAUCAUGACCUCAAAGACUCUCUCAGUGUUUCCUCAUCUCACCUCUUACACGUUCACACUACUUCAGGGACUAAAGGUAUUCUCUGCUGGAGACAGAUGCCAGUUUCAAGAAUCCACAUAGAUUUGGUGACCAUCCAGCAGGUUCACCCCUUGCUUCAGGUCAGCAGCAGUCUGAUGUCUUCACUAAAGACACUUGCUUGAUCAGGAGAUCGGGACUUUCUCUGUGCUGUGUGUGCAAAUGUACUAGCAUGACUGAUGGCUUAACCUGCACAAGUCACUUCGCUGUUAAAAAGCAGAAAACUACUAAAGUAAUGCUGCCUUCCACCGUGGGCUGAUUACAGUCCACCAGUUAGAACCAGCAGGUGGCGGUUGGAAAGUCCCGUCAACCAGCCGUCAGUCUGGUCCCCAUGUCCCAGCCUGUGGACAUGGUGGAGAAGAAAGAGGGUGGGGCUUUUUCUCCCGGCUGUCUUGAGGUAAUGUGUUUGCAUCUGUUUGAUAAUCAUUGCUCUGUCCUGCUGUGUCCUCAGACAAUGUGUUGUCAUGCUCCAUGGCAACACGCUGGAUAUUUCAGGAACAAAGUCUCUUCAGUCACAGUCUGUGUUUUCUCACUGCUUUGUUAAAGUAGCAGUAUGUAACUUUAAAAGAAAAUGUUGUUUUUUGUUUGUUUUUUACAUAUUUGUUGAAGCUGUCAGUAUGCCGUGACAGUAUGGUAUGAGGCAACCUGUGAAAAUUUGUUUUAACUCCUCUGCCUUUUCCCAGUGCUGUCUUGGAACAACCAAUCAGAGCUAGGUCUCUCCCCACUUUGCUCUGUGCUAAGAUGCAGCUUCUCCCCGUCAGCAGAGCCUGCUCAGUCUAGUUAGCAUGACUUCCAAUGGCGGUGGAUAAAUGGUUUUCCUGUAAUAGUAAGUUGUUUCUCCACCGUUAACAUGUUGAACAGCAUUGAUUGACAGCACUAAGACCCUCCUCCUGGCUCUGAUUGGUUGCUUUUAACUGGGAGUGGUGCAUUUCUGCAAAGGCAACAGUAGCACAGGGAAGGGAUGAAGAUCUAUCUUUUCACAGAGUAUCGCUCUCAUAUUAUACUGUAUUUGAACAAAUCGGUAAAAAAAAAAGUAAUUAAAGUUACAUACUGCAACUUUAAAUCUAACAGUCCUGAAUCAGAACUACGGGGUUUACAACUCAGAUGAAUGUUUAUGCUGAAGCAAUUUAAAUCUAAACUUGACAAUUAAUAAAAACUGGCUGUAGAGAAGGAAAGGAGUAGAUGUCCCAGGUUAUAAACCAUCAGGAUGGAAUACUGAUGGUUGACAUUGUUUUUGACAUUGACCCAUUGUGGUGACGUUGGAAAAUCUAUCCACCUUUUGGCUAUAGUGAGAGUGAGAGGUGGGGUCGACCCUGGACAGGUUACCAGUCCAUUCCAGGGCAACAUGCAGGACCAGCUAACCUCCCAGUUCUGUUUCUGGACUGUGGGAGAAAACCUUCUUACUGCAAGGCACAAGCUCUAAACAUUUCCACAUCUGGAAAUGUUCAGGUUCAUUCUGGUUUCGCUCACAAUCAGACGAUGAUGCAUCCGACAGCUGUUUUCUGCUGCACUCUUAGAAACUGAUCCACAGCUCAGAAUGACACUGAUAAACACUGUGACACACAAGCUGUGAUUAUUUGUUGUUGUAUUGAUUCUUUACUUCUCUGCAUAAUGACAGGAGGGUUACCAAAAUUCUUCAAUAGGACUAAAAAACUGAAGAUUUAAUGUGAAAAUCCUUAAGGUCUGCUUUGCAUCUGGUGUUUUGUCGAUGAAUGGAUGAAUGGUCUGGCUGUAAAUGCUCCGUUCACUUCCUCUGGUGCUGCUCUGAAUCAAUCUGACUCGGAGCAAACAGAUUUAUUUUUUUUUCUUUCCCCCAGGCAAUUAUAUGAAAGUCUAUGCACACAAAUGUGACUGCAAUAAGUGCCUGUGGGAGUGGAGCGAUAAAGCUGCCAAAAUCAUGGGUGGGAAUUAGAGAAUACACAAAAGGAGAAAGAAAAAAAAAAAAAGACUACCUGUUCCGUCAUCAAGCCUUUACCAAAGUCACGUGGAACUGAAGCCAGAGAUGCUCUGCUGACAUACCGCUAGAUGCGAAUGGUGACGCUCUCCUCUAGAGUAGACUAUGUUUCAGUCCUUGGACAUGUUCUCUGGCCUUACACACAGAACACACUUUAAUAAAGUCAAUAGAUCUGUUCUUUG
This is a messenger RNA of Xiphophorus hellerii (green swordtail), 3451 nucleotides long. It is a transcript of the gene phc2a, whose product is annotated as polyhomeotic homolog 2a (Drosophila). Bases 361 to 1185 code for a protein of 274 amino acids. Gene Ontology annotation, cellular component: PRC1 complex; nucleus. Gene Ontology annotation, molecular function: histone binding; chromatin binding; zinc ion binding. The record is from RefSeq and is a predicted model, not a curated record. Gene Ontology annotation, biological process: negative regulation of DNA-templated transcription. The transcript has 7 exons. NCBI's taxonomy places the organism in Eukaryota, Metazoa, Chordata, Actinopteri, Cyprinodontiformes, Poeciliidae.